Messenger RNA from Ornithodoros turicata, 714 nucleotides. RefSeq lists its product as uncharacterized. NCBI's taxonomy places the organism in Eukaryota, Metazoa, Arthropoda, Arachnida, Ixodida, Argasidae. Bases 54 to 647 code for a protein of 197 amino acids. The record is from RefSeq and is a predicted model, not a curated record. The transcript is spliced from 4 exons.
UUGACGGUGCUUGUCGCCUUGAGCUUGUCGCCCUGACGGGGCUUGUCGCUUAGAUGAUCUCGCAUCGAGGGUUUACCAGCUCCCACGGAAGGAAGGGAAAUGAUAGCGUAUUAAAGGACAACAUACGUGACGUGGACCGAUCAGAUCGAGAGACAAUGCACGCCACGUUUGUCGUUGCUCUCCAAUUAGCUGUGACACAAGCAGCGAGUGCCUGGACUUUUACACAGAACGACUCGAUACCGGAUUGUUCCCUGAGGCCUGUACAGGUAUGUCGCUUAAGCCAUCGUCAUGCCUAUGCGCCCCGAUUAUAUGUGUACGAUGCUGAUGUGAGGAGGUGCUGGCAAAUGGUAGCAUGUAAAGAAGUUUGUCCCCACGCGUACUUGGAAUGGUUGCACUGCAGACGGGCGCAUGAGCACUGUGGGCAAAACGCUCGACCCACUGUGACAGCUUUGUCCACGAGGGCCACUGCACCUCCCGGUGCUCCGAAAACUACGACAGUUGCUUCCAUUGCCACUACUGAGAAGGUAGAGAAAGCAAAGAAGAAGCAGAGGAAGAAGAAGAAGGAGAAACAACAAAAUGAUGAAAAAACGAAGAAACCAAAGGAUAAGAAACCAAAGAAGAAGAAAUCGUCGAAAGGGAAGGAUUGAGCGACCACACGCGAUGUUCAUGUACAUGUUGAUGAUGGCAAAAAAAAUAAAUAAAUAAUAAUAAUCA